CUCAACCUGCAACCAAGCUAUAACCUCAAAUUCUCCCAAAAUUUUUCUCGUCAUCCUUCCUUUUCUACUCAAAAUGACCACUAAAGCAAGCACAAAAUUCUUGGCUUGUCUUUCGUUUCUCAUUUUGAUCCCGAUUCUCAGAGUUGAAGCUUACUGUAUCUCUGGUUGUAAGCUUGCUUUAGCUUCGUACUACGUUUGGCAAGGCGCAAAUCUGACAUACAUUAGUGAAAUUUUCGGCCAAAAAAUUCCAGAGAUUCUCAAAUACAAUCCAACAGUCCCCAAUCCGGAUUAUGUUCCAAGUACAACCCGAAUCAACUUGCCGUUCACGUGCGAUUGUUUGAACGGCGUCUUCUUAGGUCACACUUUCACUUACUCAAUUCAACCAGGCGAUACGUACCGUAAAAUUGCUCAGCAAGAUUUUUCUAACUUGACGACGGAGGAUUGGCUGGAGAGGGUGAACUCGUAUGAACCUUCAGAUAUACCAGAAAACGUUGGGAUUAACGUCACCGUCAAUUGCUCGUGUGGCAAUAGACAUGUAUCGAGGGAUUAUGGAUUGUUUUUGACGUACCCACUCCAAAGCGGCGACACGUUGUCGAAGCUCGCAGCGGCUUCCGGUGUGCCGGCGGAGCUCAUACAGACUUAUAAUCCCGCCUCCGACUUCAACGCCGGAAGUGGACUGGUGUUUUUGCCGGCCAAAGAUGACAAGGGAAGCUUUUUACCUCUACAGAUUAGAUCAGGAAUAUCUGGGGGAGCUAUUGCUGGAAUAUCUGCUGGAGCAGUUUUUGGGGCCUUAUUAUUGGCUCUUGUUCUGUAUGUUUUUCUAUAUAGAAGCAAGAAAGUGGAAGAGACAUCCCUUCUUCCUGGACCAUCUGAAGAUCAUCAGUAUCUUCAGAUUGGACGAGGCUCAGGAAGCAGCUUGGAGAAGGCUUCAGAAUCUGGAGAUGUGGCUUCUCCAAGGCUGACAGGAAUCACAGUAGACAAGUCAGUAGAGUUCUCAUAUGAGGAGCUUGCCAAAGCAACCAAUGGUUUUUCUAUGUCUAAUAAGAUUGGUCAAGGUGGCUUCGGAUCUGUUUACUAUGCAGAGCUUCGAGACGAGAAAGCUGCAAUUAAGAAGAUGGAUAUGCAAGCUUCAAAAGAAUUCCUUGCUGAACUCAAGGUUCUGACACAUGUUCACCACUUGAACUUGGUACGCUUAAUAGGAUAUUGUGUUGAGAGCUCUUUAUUUUUGGUUUACGAGUACAUUGAGAAUGGAAAUUUAGGUCACCAUUUACGUGGGUCUGGAAGAGAACCACUAUCAUGGUCAACUAGGGUUCAAAUUGCUCUGGAUGCAGCAAGAGGACUUGAAUACAUCCACGAGCAUACAGUUCCCGUCUACAUUCAUCGAGACAUCAAAUCAGCAAACAUUUUGAUUGAUAAGAACUUUCGUGGAAAGGUUGCAGAUUUUGGUCUGACAAAACUUGCUGAAUAUGGAAGUUCUUCACUUCUUACAAGACUUGUGGGUACAUUUGGGUACAUGCCUCCAGAAUAUGCACAAUACGGUGACGUUUCACCCAAAAUUGACGUGUAUGCCUUUGGAGUAGUGCUGUAUGAACUUAUAUCUGGCAAGGAAGCUAUUGUGAAGACAAAUGAACUUGUGACAGAAUCAAGAGGACUUGUUGCCUUGUUCGAAGAGGUUUUAACGAAGUCCAAAGACAAAGAAGGUCUUUGUAAACUUGUUGAUCCCAGGCUUGGUGAUGACUACCCUUUUGAAUCAGUGUAUAAGAUGGCUCAGCUGGCAAAAGCCUGCGCACACGAGAAUCCUCAACUAAGGCCAAGCAUGAGAUCAAUUGUGGUUGCAUUGAUGACACUUUCUUCUUCAACAGAGGACUGGGAUGUUGGCUCCUUUUAUGAAACCCAAGCAAUGAUGCAUCUCGUUGCUGGAAGGUAGCUUCUUUUAAUCUAUGAGCUAUGACACACUCAUUUACACCUUCAAGUUAUAGUGGAGGCAAUAUAUAUAUAUAUAUAUAUGUAAGUAUGUAUGUAGGUUUUAAUGGCUUCAAAGUUACAAGAUUUUUGAAUGUAAUAUCAAAAAUAUGAUUCUAAUACUCUGCUACUGUAUGUGAGUCAUUAUGUUCACGCUGAACUUACAUAGGAAAUUUCUUGAUGAUGAUAAGGUCUAAAAUUUUUAA
This is a messenger RNA of Prosopis cineraria, 2168 nucleotides long. RefSeq names its product lysM domain receptor-like kinase 3. The coding region runs from base 74 to 1927 and encodes 617 amino acids. The record is from RefSeq and is a predicted model, not a curated record. Lineage: Eukaryota; Viridiplantae; Streptophyta; Magnoliopsida; Fabales; Fabaceae. Gene Ontology annotation, biological process: protein phosphorylation; innate immune response. The transcript is spliced from 12 exons. Gene Ontology annotation, molecular function: ATP binding; transmembrane receptor protein kinase activity.